This is a messenger RNA of Mercurialis annua (annual mercury), 2398 nucleotides long. Its product is annotated as protein MICRORCHIDIA 1-like. Lineage: Eukaryota; Viridiplantae; Streptophyta; Magnoliopsida; Malpighiales; Euphorbiaceae. Gene Ontology annotation, molecular function: ATP hydrolysis activity. The record is from RefSeq and is a predicted model, not a curated record. Gene Ontology annotation, cellular component: nucleus. Bases 237 to 2090 code for a protein of 617 amino acids. The transcript is spliced from 18 exons.
AAAAAAUGGUUCAAUCAAGAAGAAUCGGUAGCCUCGCCGAUUCGGUCACUUCCCUUAAAUCACAUUAUUUUGCCUCAAAUACACUGUAAAGUUUAUUUUCCUCUCACUCUGACCGGCAAGACGAAAUAACUUGCCGAAGAAACCUGUAUCAUUCUUGAAUUGAAACCCCUCUUUAAUUACCUGUGUCACUAUUUUUACAAUUACAAACAUCACAAAACCCUAAUCUCUUUACGAAAAUGCCGCCCAAACUGAACAAGCAACCCAUCAAUGUGGUUGAAAUCGACAGCAGCGACGACGACGGAGAAGAUAGCGUCACUAUUGUUGCAUGUAAUAGUAAAUCAUUGCCGUCAAAUACUAAAGCUCAACCCCAGCCGCAAAUGCCGAAGCCUAACAAUCAAACUCUAGAGUGCCGGAGUUUCUGGAAAGCCGGUGGUUAUGCCGUAAAUCCAGCUCCUAGAGCAGCUAUUGACCAAGGGCAGUUGGAGCAUGCGAGAGUGCAUCCGAAGUUUCUGCAUUCAAAUGCAACUUCUCAUAAAUGGGCUUUUGGAGCAAUUGCUGAACUACUUGAUAACGCUGUUGAUGAGAUUUUUAAUGGGGCUAGCUUUCUGAAGAUUGAUAAAUUUGAUAUCAAGAAGGACAAUUCUCCUGCAUUGCUUUUCCAAGAUGACGGUGGUGGAAUGAAUCCUGAAUCUAUUCGAAAAUGCAUGAGUUUGGGUUAUUCUUCAAAGAAAUCGAACAAGACAAUUGGACAAUAUGGAAAUGGAUUCAAGACAAGUACUAUGCGAUUAGGUGCUGAUGUUAUUGUUUUUAGCCGUGCAUCUAGUGGAAGCAAAGCAACUCAGAGUGUUGGGCUUUUAUCUUACACCUUAUUGCUGAAAACUGGGCAGGAUGACGUUAUCGUUCCAAUGGUUGAUUUCGACAUUUCUGGUCAUUGUGCAGAACCAAUUAUUUAUAGCUCACAAGAUGAUUGGACCUCUAACCUGAAUAUGAUCCUUGAAUGGUCUCCUUUCGAAUCAAAAGACAUGCUUAUGCAACAGUUUGAGGAUAUUGGGCCACAUGGCACGAAAAUAAUAGUAUACAAUUUAUGGCUGAAUGAUGAGGGUGUAUACGAAUUAAGUUUUGACGACGAUGACGAGGAUAUCCAAUUGAGGGAUGAAGCUCACCGAGGUGAUCAGAAAAAACUGCACAAGAAAACUGUUGAACUUCGACGUCACAUCUCUUACCGUUUCCAUUUUUCAUUAAGGGCUUAUGCUUCAAUUUUAUACCUAAGAAAAUUCACAAACUUCAGGAUUAUAUUGAGGGGGAAGCUUGUAGAGCAAUAUACCAUUGCAGAUGAUUUGAUGUAUCCUAAAACUGCCAUAUACAGACCUCAACUGGGAGUAACAUCAAAAGAAGUUUCCGCAGAAACAACAAUUGGUUUCAUCAAGCAGGCACCUAAUCUUGACGCUCUUGGCAUCAAUGUAUACCAUAAAAAUCGCCUGAUCAGGCCCUUCUGGAAAGUCACUGGGGAAAAUUCUUCUAAAGGAAGAUUUAUUGUUGGAGUUCUUGAAGCAAAUUUCAUUGAACCAGCACAUGAUAAGCAGGAUUUUGAGAGAUCGUCACUGUUUAUUCGGCUAGAAGCUAAGCUGAAACAAAUGGUGAUGGAAUACUGGAAUAACAACUCCUAUUUAAUUGGAUUUCAGCCUCCUUGGGAAAAAGGGCAGACAUCAAACAAACAGAGUCAAUCCCCUUACAAGCGUGACACUGCUUUGUCAGUUAAUUCUAGAGAAGAAAUGCAUCUUGAUCAAUCUGCCAAUUUGCCACAUUUGCCUGAGGAUCAUGGAGUAACUUCCUCUGUGGGUGGAUAUGAAGAAGUCCUAACUGAAGAUGGUCUAGGGUCCAAACUGGUUGAUCAAAUCUGCGAAGAAAAUAUAGAGCUCUUUUUGAGGUGCGAAGGACACAGGCAAAAGGAGACUGAGCUGAAACGAACGGUAACAGAGUUGGAGAAAGAGCUCGAGCAAGCCAAGCGGAAGUGUGCUCAACUUGCUGCUCACCUGGAGACUAAAAGGAAACAGAAGACAACAAAAGAGCAGACUGAAAAAGUCUCAUAGCGCCUCUUGUAAUGCUUUCAACAGGCGGACAAUGAGAUCGAUCUAAUUGUAACUGAAAGGUUAGGCUCGUGGUUGUGGAUUUUUCUUUUCUAAGCUUAGCUUCAUGCUGUUAAAAUGAUCUUAUUUUGUAAAGCUCAGUUAUGCUACUUUAGAUUGGUUUUUUGUAUAUAUGAUUUUAGGUUGAACAACUGUAAUGUGCAUAAUAUGAAUUAUGAUGAUACUUGUAUAGAUAGAACUGUCUGUUGUGGCUAUUGGAGCUGUUAAAUCCAACAGCUGACAACAACUCUUCUAACAAAUCCAUUUUAUAA